Messenger RNA from Phytophthora nicotianae INRA-310, 1471 nucleotides. RefSeq lists its product as hypothetical. Bases 56 to 1198 code for a protein of 380 amino acids. The record is from RefSeq and is a predicted model, not a curated record. The transcript has a single exon. Gene Ontology annotation, molecular function: phosphatase activity. Gene Ontology annotation, biological process: dephosphorylation. Lineage: Eukaryota; Oomycota; Peronosporomycetes; Peronosporales; Peronosporaceae.
CUUCGCAAUCUUCCAGCAAAGCCUCAACGCGUCCACCGAAAACCUCCAUCUGAUAAUGGCUACAUCCCCUUCGACUAGUCGCGACGUGAGCCUGCGUCAUGUACUCAUCUUCCACCGCCACGGAGACCGCACGCCUGUGCUCACGUCCAUCGGCACCAAAGUAGAGCCGACACAGGAUGAGAAGGACUUCUGGGCCUCCAAAGUGGCUACACCGGAGCAGCUCGAGUUGCUGCAACAGACUGCCAAGCCCGUGGGCGCCGAUGAGACGCAGCCUCCUGUCAUCAGACCCUCGAAGGAAUCUCAUUACCCCUACGGCCUCUUGACCCAGAAGGGCGUCAAGCACAUGACUGCCAAAGGACGGACGCUGCGAGAGCGCUACGGACAUCUGGUGGGCGACGACGUAGAGGUCGAGGACGUCUACGUGCUGUCCAGCAGUGUGCCACGCACCAUCGAAUCGGUACAGAGCUUACUACGAGGCUUCUUCGGAGAUCAGAGGAAGGCCCCGCAGUUCUACGUGCACACCUACAAGCACAAUGUACUGGCGCCCAUGCACCCACUGCAGGUGUUUAACGAGAUCGAACUCCUUGUGCACGACGAUGUGAUCGGAUUGAGGGGUAAAACCGAACGUGAGGCCAUGGAAAAGCUCGCUCUGCAUCUGCGAGAGUGUCUGGGAGUGCCGGACGACCAGCCGCUGUCUUGGACGGCAAUUCGGGACGCGUUGACGUGUCGGGAAGCCCAUGGCUGGCCGUUCCCUGAUGGUGUCGACCGCAAGAUCUUUGAGCAAGUCGAGGCCUACGACACGUGGCUCUGGCAGCGUCUGUACCAACGUAAGGACUUCACCUAUUGCGCGUUUAAAGACGGCGUGAAGGAAGUCUAUGAGUUUGUCAAGUCGGUGGUGGAGAACAAGCAGCCAGCGAAGAUUUCCUUCUUCUCAGCGCAUGAUAACUCCAUUGUGGCACUGCUGGGAGCUCUACAGAUCGAUGUGGGUUCACAAUUGCCUGAAUAUGGCUCCAUGUUGGCGUUGGAAGUGUACGAGGACAUGGCUACACGCGAGUUCUUCAUCAAGCCGCUGUACGAGAACGAGGUGGUGACUUUUGCAGGCCACAAGCAUGACCCUCUGUGUCCAUUCUCGCACUUCGAGUCGCUGGCGAUUGAGUUUCUGUCCUACAAGGCUCAACACACAGAGCAGCUAGAGUAGACGUGGAUGUAUUACUUUCUGGGGGUCAUCGAAGCCGCCCAGGUGUGAUUCGUAACUAGUGGACUACGCGGAGUCCGAGCAUCGUCGUGGACGCUCUUCCCUCUCGCUAGAAUAUCCAUGUAAUCGGUGCCUUUGUACUUGGAAUCCUUCCACCACGCUUCACUUUCUUCAUCGCUUUCUCCUUUUUUUACGAUGGCCAUCGCGCUCUUCUUAAAGGUGUUUUGCAAUGUCUUAGGCUUCUUCUCUUUAUCUUUGGCCUUGUUGGUACCAGUA